AUGAGGUGUGCUUCUGUAACCCUUCUGCUGUGCCUGGCUACAAUGCUGCUUGCUCAAGUCACCUGCCAAAUAAACGGCCGGUCGAGCUGCCUUUGUCUCAAGACAUCAAAUCGGGUUCCCCGCAAGGAAAAUCUAGAAAGUUACAUGAUACAAAAUGCAGGCUCCUGCCAUAUUGAUGCCAUUUUAUUUAAAACUGUCAAAGGUCAAUUCUUUUGCGCUGAUCCACAAAACCCUUUGGCAAUAAAUGCCAGGAAAUAUAUGGAUAUGAAAAAUAAGACAGCAUUUCUCAUAAACCCCACAUCAACAUUAAAAACGGGAUCAACACUGAGUACAACAUCAGACCGGAAUGAUUUAAAACAGUCAACGGUUUAACGUUUUGUGCUAAUCCACAAAAGCUUUGGGUGAAAAAAGCCAUGCAAUUUGUGGACAAGAAGGCAAAUGAAACGACAGCCCAUCCCAUGAACUCCACAUCAACAUUUAAAACAGCAUCAGUGCAAAAUACAACAUCACACUGGAAUGGACAGGAUGAACUAAGAAGUGAUUCA
Onychostoma macrolepis is the source of this 545-nucleotide messenger RNA. RefSeq names its product C-C motif chemokine 7-like. Gene Ontology annotation, biological process: positive regulation of GTPase activity; positive regulation of ERK1 and ERK2 cascade; inflammatory response. NCBI's taxonomy places the organism in Eukaryota, Metazoa, Chordata, Actinopteri, Cypriniformes, Cyprinidae. Gene Ontology annotation, cellular component: extracellular region. The transcript has 4 exons. Gene Ontology annotation, molecular function: chemokine activity; CCR chemokine receptor binding. The record is from RefSeq and is a predicted model, not a curated record. The coding region runs from base 1 to 372 and encodes 123 amino acids.